Molecule: messenger RNA, 1405 nt
Organism: Micromonas pusilla CCMP1545
Lineage: Eukaryota; Viridiplantae; Chlorophyta; Mamiellophyceae; Mamiellales; Mamiellaceae
Exons: 1
Coding region: 445-1179 (244 amino acids)
Source: RefSeq, a predicted model, not a curated record
CACUUACGACGGCGGGGGAGGGCGCAGACGUGUCCUCUCGUUGGCGUUUCAAUGAUGAACCACCUUCAAGAAGCGAAAGCUGCUGGGCGUAUUCGACUGCAGUCAUUCCGUCAGGUGCUCCAGUAGAAAAACCAGCAGAGGCAGCAGGAGGAGCUUGGUGAACGACUUCUUCUAUUUCCGUAGGGAGCGCGUCGCGUCUGCCACGCGAGAGUCCGGAGCGCUACGCGCAUCGUCAAAGGCGAAAAGCUCCUCAAUGACACGACGCUCGCAAGGGACGUCGUGCAGGCGCCAGUCCCAGUGCAGCAGGCAGAAUCGCAACGUGAAACUCCGCGCGCGACAAGCGAUCAGGAAAGGUCUUCGGAAAUCGAGGCCGCCACGGACUACGAUUUCUGCCUCGAUCUCGACGACGACGACGAGACGGAUGAUGCCAAGCACGAGGAUAAGAUGGCCAUGGAGUUUCUGGCCGAAGAAGGAGAAGAGAUGGCCACUGCCAGGCUCACAGACGAAAAUCAGCUCGCCAGGCAUAUGCUCGCGCCAACUGAAUUUGAUGGCGUCGAAGUGUUGGAGGAUACCGAAGGGGACAUCGUAACGAUGACUCCGGCCAACGAGUACAACCUCGAGAUUGUCUCUGGUUCAUCCUACGUCGUGAGCCCUUUCUUCAUCGAGACUAAACGCGGAGGCACCAGCAAGAGGAAGAACGAAUCGAUCUAUCCAGUUUGGUCCAUGGUCUCGUACGCCGCGCGUCUCUUCACGACCACGGGCCCACUCGUUCGCGGGCUCUUUUACAGCGCCGAGAGCACGUCCUCUCACGUCGAGUCUGUGUUCAAGAACAUGCGAAGCGAGACAAAGGGAAACCUGGAGCUGGCCGAUUACAUCCGCCUCAAAGUCUCUCGCGCAUCAGGAAGUCCCUCGCUCAUGGACACGGACUUAACAUCCUUCAGCGCUGGCGCGAAUGAGAGUAAUCGUCAGGUUCGACCGCGCGCUAAGAAGCCUCCGAGUGAGAAACACAAGGAUGAUCCUUCCGGGUUGAAGUGUGGUAAGUACAUGGCAAACAGUCAGAAGAACUGCACCGCGAACAUCACCACGAAAGGCCAACAGACCUGCAAAUAUAAACGCUGCGGUCAUCACUGCGAGAACAAGUCAGAGUGUCCUGUGCACAGAAGCAGCGGUAAGAAGUAGUGAUCGAAGCCCAAGCGUCGUAACAUAUGAGGUGUUGCUGGCGCUGAGUUUCUUAGAUUCCCCUAGCUAGCCACAGAAAUUAAAUGGAAGUUGCCCUUGUCCUCCUAAGAGCAGCGUUUUCGGUCAGGAUCAUCUCCCGCGCGUACUCUGAGCAGCGCAUCUGCGCGUCAGCACCCAUCUCCAAGCGCGACGCGUCGUGCGCGGCCGAAAAAUCGUCCAGCGCGCG